Cuscuta campestris is the source of this 1184-nucleotide messenger RNA. Lineage: Eukaryota; Viridiplantae; Streptophyta; Magnoliopsida; Solanales; Convolvulaceae. The record is from the annotation of a GenBank genome assembly.
UAUAUAUAUAUAUAUAUAUAUAUAUAUAUAUAUAUAUAUAUAUAUAUAUAUAUAUAUAUAUAUAUAUAUAUAUAUAUAGUUUCUAUACCUUGCUCUGUUUGAUAUGGUUUACUUUUUGCUUCUUCAGUGUGAGCUUGGAAAGGGUUGAUGAAAUCAGGUACCUUUUUGGUUUAAAGGUUGAGAGUUGUGGCCCACCUGAUAUGUUUGAAGAGUGCUUGAAAUCUUUAGAGAACUAUACAGGUUCAUUUGGAUCAAUGGUAAAUGAGUAUAUGAAUUCGGUGGGUUUUGACAAGGCUUAUCUAAACCAUGUCAAGGAAUCAGUAAAGUUACUAAUGCUUUUGUUGCAAGAGCCUUCUUCUAACAUAGUAGUGAAGGCAGAUGAAAUUAUCAGUGUGUCUUCCACUCCCCCAAUUGGUCCUACUACAGUCUCCAAUAAGAUUCAAAAGCUUGUAGAUAAAAGUGCUGAAAGGAUAGACGGUGAUAGAUUAUUAGAUGAACUUGGAGAUAAUUUCUUGUGGGAAUGUCCUGAAAAUUUACGCGAUAGGUUGACGCAAACCGGUCUUGCGAGUAGAAGGAGAAGCUCUUCUAUGGAUGGGGGAACAAAUAGGCGUGGCAGGGGAGAUGUUUCUUCCUCAGUUGCUGAGACUGCACCACCCCCACCACCACGGGUGCCCAUGCCAUCUGUUGUCACUUCUGGUCCGACCAGACGCGACACUUUCCGGCAGCGAAAGCCUAACACCAGCCGACCUCCCUCCAUGCAUGUUGAUGACUAUGUUGCAAGAGAGAGAAACACCGACGGGUCCACCAAUUCAAAUGUCAUUACGUUGCCACGAAUAGGAUCCUCUAGUGGACGUCCGCCUUCUAUUCAUGUAGACGAAUUCAUGGCCCGUGAAAGAGAGCGCCAUAGUGGCGUUGGGGUCUCGCCUCCUGUGGUGGUAGAAAAGUUGGGGCCACCAGUUGAGAAUAAACCAGAUCUGGAGAAACUGUCAGCUUCCAGCCAGAUGAAACCUGAUCUUGAUGAUGACCUUCAAGGAAUAGAUAUUGUUUUUGAUGCUGAGGUGUGUGAACCUGAUGAUGAUAAGUUGCCUUUUCCUCAACCGGAUGAUCCUCUUCAACAGAAUUCUCCUCCCCGUUCAAUUGUUGAAGAGACGGCAAGUGAAGAGACCAGACAGUCGUCGCGUGUG